Messenger RNA from Oenanthe melanoleuca, 1762 nucleotides. It is a transcript of the gene RAD9B, whose product is annotated as RAD9 checkpoint clamp component B. Gene Ontology annotation, biological process: cellular response to ionizing radiation; DNA replication checkpoint signaling; mitotic intra-S DNA damage checkpoint signaling. The transcript is spliced from 11 exons. The record is from RefSeq and is a predicted model, not a curated record. Lineage: Eukaryota; Metazoa; Chordata; Aves; Passeriformes; Muscicapidae. The coding region runs from base 49 to 1305 and encodes 418 amino acids. Gene Ontology annotation, cellular component: checkpoint clamp complex.
GGGGAGCGGUCGUGAGGGGAGCGGCCGUGAGGGGAGCAGGGAGCCGCCAUGAAGUGCGUGAUCGGGGGCGCGCAGCUCCGAGUGUUUGGAAGAGCAAUACAUGCCAUAGCACGGAUUAGUGAUGAAUUUUGGUUUGACCCCAUAGAAAAAGGUCUUGCCUUAAGAUCAGUGAAUUCCUCGAGGUCAGCAUAUGCAUGUGUGUUCUUCUCAUCCAUGUUUUUCCAACAUUACUGCUGGACAGCUGUGUCCCAGCCCUGUCAGAAGGAGAAGCAGUUAUCCCUCCCCUGCAAAUUGAUAAUUAAGUCAGUUCUCCCUGUGUUUAGAUGUGUGAAUGUGCUGGAAAGGAACGUAGAGAGAUGCAGCAUCUCCACCAGCCCCAGUGAUCACCACAUCACCUUCCAGCUCCUCUGCAGGCAUGGUGUUGUAAAAACCUAUAACCUGACAUUUCAAGACUGUGAUCCCUUGCAGGCUGUUUUUGCAAAGCACAUGUGUCCAAACAUUCUUAAAGUCCACUCCAGGCUGCUGGCUGAUGUGAUGAUUCACUUCCCAACCAGUCAGGAAGAAAUAACCUUGUCAGUAACUCCAAUGAAAGUUUGUUUCAAGAGUUACACUGAGGAAGACACUGACUUUUCAAGGACAAUGCUUACUGAGAUACAGCUCAGUCCAGAGGAAUUUGACUACUUUCAAGUUGGAGUAGAUUCUGAAGUGACAUUUUGCCUUAAAGAAUUGAGGGGGCUGCUGGCGUUUUCCGAGGCCGCAAGCGUUCCGGUGUCCAUCCACUUCGACAGAUGUGGGAGACCCAUUGCUUUCAGCAUUGAGGACCUGCUGCUGGAGGCCAGCUUUAUCCUGGCUACCUUGUGUGAGGCUGAGGAGGAGGCAGCUACCCCAGAGCCUGCCUGCUGCCCACGGCCCUGGGACAGCUCAAGGACUGGCAUGGAUAAAUCUGACCAGACCUCUAUGGAUGGAACCAGGAAUGCAGACACAGCCACUUCCAAAAAGCCACAGCAGAAGGGAAACACUCCAAGCAUGGUCUCUGCAAAACCCUCAAAUGCUUUGGCAAAACAAGAGGUAAAAAACAUCCCCAGAGGCUCAGAGAGGGAUGUGCCAGGCAGAGCAGGAGCAGCCAUGGCCAAGGCAGCAGGAGGAGAGGCCACAGAGGCUCCUUAUGAAAAGUUCCACUCCUUAUUCUUUGGAGCUGUCUCUUACAAGGAGAAGGAGGCCAUUGGUGACGCGUUCCAGAGUUUGGUGACAGCCAGUGACACUGAGGAGGAGUUUGGUGCCUUGCAGAGCUCCCAGGUUCUGUAGUGCAGGGUCGGGGGGCAAGGACAGCCAGUGGGGAGUGCCCAGGAGGGAAGGGCAGUGCAGGCCCAACCUCUGUCACUGUGCUGUGACCCAGCAGCACAGAACAUUCUGGAACUGUCAGUGCUCUCAUAGUGGCACAAAUUUAGGUCAGGACUGACUCCGUUGAGGUUUGUGUGUUCUGCAGGAGCUGCUGGGGGCUCUGCUCUCAGAACACUGUCACUUGAGAGAGGCUCAGUUUGAAUUCAAACUCUGUUACCACAUCAGGCAAAUGAAGCUGCUGUUCUGGCUAAGGGUGCUGGAAAAAUAACCCAACUAUGCAAUAACCAGCUGUGUCACAGCAAACCCAGCUCAGCUCCAGGAGAACUCAGGUUUGUACAGAGACUCUGCAGAACCAGCGUUUAACUGAAAAACCAAAGUUGUCACAGAACUGCAUUUAAAAAAAUAAAGGUUUGUGUUUCAG